This is a messenger RNA of Tetranychus urticae (two-spotted spider mite), 3137 nucleotides long. The record is from RefSeq and is a predicted model, not a curated record. NCBI's taxonomy places the organism in Eukaryota, Metazoa, Arthropoda, Arachnida, Trombidiformes, Tetranychidae.
UCAUCAUCAUCAUCAUCUUCAACCUUUUACCAUCACAGUGAUUCUGUGCAACCAAGAAAAAACAUUCAACAUUCAAUGUUCAAUGUUUUUCCUCAUCUCAGUUCAGACCUAUUUCAUCUCAUCAUGAGUUACAGGUUUCUCUUUAUCAAUCCUUUUACCUUACAUCAAAUCAUUAAACCUCUCAUCAAGUCAUUUGAUUGAAUUUUUUCAACAGCAAACAGUAAAAUCAAGAAAGGUUUACAUUCAAAUUUGCCUCUCGCUGUUAACCGUUUGUCAACAUUACAUUUGUUGUUAACUUUUUUUGGUGUUUUAAAUCUUUAAAUUGUAGUUUUAUCUUGUUAAUUAUAUUUUUAAUCAAAAUGUUGACUAAAAUCUAAUUCUUCAAUUCACCAAGCUCCAAAUUUCACCAUUAAACCGACUUUCAACUGAAUUUUACCAUUUUUUAGGUUUUACUGUUGCUACUUGAAUCUGGCGCUAUGUUUUACCAAUCUUUUGUUUUCUUUUGACUUUUGCAUGUUAAGUAAAACAUUGACUUCGUUAAUUAUAAUUGGACUUGAAUUUUGUGACUUAACCAACUAAUUGUGUAGUUUUAUAAUGAUUAUGGUGACAAUUUUGGAUCAAAAUCGUCCGUUUACAGUGAUUUAUCCUUUUUUAAUGAGCUAACAUAAACCAAAUUUAGCUAAUACUCUUUGGUUUACCUCUUUUGGGUUUCUGUUUGCCGGAUUUAGUGUCAACAUUUCCCUGUAAAAAAUGCCUCUUAAACCAAUUUUGGUGCUCACCUGGGAUAUUUUGAUGGUUAUUACAAUUAAAAUAAGAACAACCAAUGGCAAGGAAAACUGUACAUUUGUAUUUGAAAGUCGAAAUGCUAAAUUUGGUAAUUUUUCAUCGCCAACCUGGCCUUCCAAGUAUCCAAACAAUAUGAGAUGUAUUUACUAUUUCCGUGGUGAACCCUUUGAGACCAUUAACAUUACCUUUCUCGUCUUUGACCUGGAAUCUCCUUUCCCUAAAGGAUGUUUAUCCGAUUAUAUCGACAUUUCAACGAUCACUGCCUUUAAUGUUAAAAGAUUAGUUGGACGUUAUUGUGGUUCCUCUGUGCCUUCACCGUUACUCUCAAUGCAUCCAAGGUCUGAGAUUAUUUUCAAAUCCAAUCAUGUUAUUAGUCGACCAGGAUUUUUUGGUUUCUACGAAUUUCUCGAUGAAAGUUUAAUUGGUCCGCCAUUAUCAACAAUCAAUAAGGAAUGCGGUGGAGAAGAGAAGGGAUUUGGUGGAGUUAUCAAUUCACCCAACUAUCCAAACUCAUUUCCCAAGCAGAUUGAUUGCAUGUGGCUUAUCCGAGUUGAACAACAUCAACACAUUUACCUUAGAAUAAUUUCACCAUUUUAUCAAGUCAAAGCAAACCUCAUUAAGUUUAAUUUUGCUCUCUUCUUUAUUUCCCCAUCAAUUACAGCAAACUGUAAAGAUGCUCAUUUAGCUGUUUAUGAUGGUUAUGAAAAUUACGAUUAUGAACAUCAUGAGCCUAAAAAAUAUUGUGGUGAUCUCAAGUACUAUAAAAGUCUGGAUGAUAAAGUACAAUUGAGUGCUAAUAACCGUCUAUUAAUCAGAUUCAAAAGUGACAUUUCAGCUCCACAAUGGGAAGAGCAAGUUUCGUCACAAGAAGUUACUGGAUUCAAAAUAAUAUGGACAGCAGUUACAUUCAAACCUAAAGGCCAAUGUAACGAUUUUUUGUGCAGCAAAAGUGAAUUCUGUUUGACGCCAAACAGUGGAUCAACGUGUAAACGCAAAGAAUAUUUUUGCAUCGAUAAAUCAUUGAAGUGCGAUGGAACGCCUCAUUGUAGUGAACAAGAUUCAAGUGAUGAAGACCUAUGUAAUGUUUCCUAUCGUUUGUACAUAAUUUCAAGUUUAAUUGGAACAAGUUUAAUUGCUUUAAUGUUGACCUGUUUCAUCUGUCACCGUAAACGUAAAUAUCAUCGAUCCCUUCAAAAUGGACUUCACGGUUCACAAUCGUCUGCAUUUACCCUGAAAACAUCAGACGGUUCAAUAAGUGUCAAACACUUGAGUCACAGUCCACAGUCUUCCUCACUGAUGAUUGAUCAGGCAACCGGACCUGAGCUGUUGUUGCCCCUUGAAACGUAUUACCAUUCAUCGGAAAAGGAAACCUUUUUCCCUUGCAAGGAGACACCAUUGAUGGGGUCAAAGAUGAAAAAGUCAACAGGAUCACCAGUUCAUUACCCAACUGGAUCACUACGAACACCCAAACACUUGGCCAACAGUCACAAGCAAAACCCUCUCCUUUCAGGUAAACCCGUGUCAUCACCAUCACUGGGUAACAUUGCCUCCUCCUGUUCAUCUCUUAUUCAACCCGGUAAAGUUCAACCCUGUUCAAUACAUGGCCAUGGAUCAAAUUUAUUUCAAGUGCCUCCUUCCCUUUGUCCUUCCCAUCAAAAUUUGUACACUUCACAUGUAAUAUCAAACAGCCUUGGGACAUCGAGAGAGUUGAAAGCCAACACCAUCUCUUUGGUUAACCUUAAAUCUUGAACAAAGGCGAUCGUCUACAUGAUCAAGUGUUAAGAACAGAAUGCUCUUCAAACUCAUCUUUACCCAGAAAUAUACUCAUUAGGAACCAUCAUUUACAAUUUGCUUUUCAUUCAAAAAAAUAUCUUCCAGUUGAUUUUCUGGUUCAGUCAAGUCUCGAGAUUGUGGGAAAUUGAAUUUUUGUUUGAAAAUGUUAUUCAAAGCGUCAAUUGACAAUCAUUGAAAAUGUUCACAAACUAAUUGUCAAUCAUUUUGUUAUCAACUCUUAACAAUUGAAUUGAAAACCAAAAGAUUACUUGAAACUGGAUUCAGUUACAUUUACCUAUUGUAUCUUCCAUGCAACAGCCUGAAGCAACAACAGGAAUAACGAAAAGAAAAAGUCAUCGCUCAACUUCUUUUUUUCUGGUUUUCAGGUUUUUCCUCUCAUCAAUUUCACACAAUUUUUCAUUCUGCCAAUAACUGCCAAUGAAUAAUACCAAACUAAUGAAACCAAAGAAAUGAGAGAAAACAAAUUCCAAUCAAUAUUAUCAAAAUUCACUCCCAGUCUGUUGAUUUUCCUAAUUUUUAUCCCAACCUUUUGUUUAACUUUGUGUUGAAACUUGUAA